Aphidius gifuensis is the source of this 1050-nucleotide messenger RNA. Its product is annotated as endoplasmic reticulum-Golgi intermediate compartment protein 2. The coding region runs from base 1 to 1050 and encodes 349 amino acids. Gene Ontology annotation, cellular component: membrane; endoplasmic reticulum; COPII-coated ER to Golgi transport vesicle. Lineage: Eukaryota; Metazoa; Arthropoda; Insecta; Hymenoptera; Braconidae. The transcript has 6 exons. The record is from RefSeq and is a predicted model, not a curated record. Gene Ontology annotation, biological process: retrograde vesicle-mediated transport, Golgi to endoplasmic reticulum; endoplasmic reticulum to Golgi vesicle-mediated transport.
AUGACGCAAUCAGUCUUUGAUGCAUUUCCAAAAAUACCAGAGACUUAUAUAAACAAAUCAGCUGUUGGAGGAACAUCUUGUCUAAUUGUUUCUGAGAGUUUUUAUUAUUUGGAUACAAGAUUGAAUUUUAAAUUUGAGCCAGACACUGAUAUUGAAGCAAAAUUAAAAAUAAAUAUUGAUAUAACUGUUGCAAUGACAUGUAGUCAACUUGGUGCUGAUGUACUUGAUGCAACAAAUCAAAAUUUACUUGGUUUUGAGCCACUUACUGAAGAAGAUACCUGGUGGGAAUUAUCAUCAAAUCAACGUACUCAUUUUGAUGCACUGAAACAUAUGAAUUCAUAUUUAAGAGAAGAGUAUCAUGCUAUACAUGAGGUACUAUGGAAAUCAUCAAAAGUUGCAUUCAUGAGUGAAAUGCCAAAGAGAAAUAUUGAGCCAACAACAAAACCAGAUGCAUGUAGAAUUUAUGGAAGUAUGAAUGUCAAUAAAGUUGCUGGUAAUUUUCAUAUAACUGCUGGUAAAUCAUUGUCAUUACCACGUGGACAUGUACAUAUAUCAGCAUUUAUGACAAGUAAUGAUUAUAAUUUUACUCAUCGUAUUAAUAAAUUUUCAUUUGGUGAAGAAAGUCCUGGUAUUGUUCAGCCACUUGAUGGUGAUGAAAAAUAUGCAUCUGACAACAUGAUGCUUUAUCAGUAUUUCAUUGAAGUUGUACCAACAGACAUUUAUACACUUUUAAAAACAACAAAAACUUAUCAAUACAGUGUCAAAGAUUAUGCAAGACCAAUUGAUCAUCAAAAAGGCUCACAUGGUAUACCAGGAAUAUUUUUUAAAUACGACACAAGUGCAAUGAAAGUUGUUGUUAGACAAGAACGUGAUUCAAUUAUUAAAUUUUUAGUUAAACUAUGUGCAACUGUUGGUGGUAUAUUUGUAACAAGUGAUAAAAAAUCAUUGUUACAAGAGCAAAGUGUUGCAAAUACUAAACCAAUUGUUGGACUUGAUCUAGUCAAUAUUCAACCAGCAACAAUUGAUGUUACUAUCAAUUCACUUAAAUAA